AUGAGUAGUAGUGAAGCAGAUGAGAAUGAGAUGAAGAAGGUGGUGGCGCCGCCUCAGCCUGCUGCAUGGCUCCGAGGACUUAUGUCGGAGAAUUUCUUCGCUUCUUGUGGGGCCCACCAAAAUUUCCGGUCGAAAAACGAAAAGAAUAUCUACUGCUUGAUUUGCUGCCUCAGCUUUUGCCAUCACUGUCUCCCUUCUCAUCAUCCCUCCCAUCCUCUCAUCCAGGUGCGAAGAUAUCUGUACCAAGACGUCAUUAGAUUGGACGAUCUCGAAAAGUUCAUUGAUUGUUCAUUUAUUCAGGCCUACACAAUAAAUGGUGCCAAAGUGAUAUUCCUGAAUGAGAGAGCACAUUCUAGAGGCCCUUGCAAAGGCUCUUCCACUGCCAAUCCUUGCUCCACUUGUCACAGACUUCUUCAGAACUCUUUUCAUUUCUGCUCCCUCUCUUGCAAGGUGUAUCACAUGUUAUAUCAAGGGGAAGAGCUGUCGAGCAUUACGUGGAGAUUUGAAUCCGACUUCUCCAUCUCUCAAUUGGACGACCUCCGAGCUGACGUAUCAUCUGACGAUGCCCCAAAUUCCAUUUUGGAGGACCCACUUGAAUACGGAGGGUCCAAUUUCGAAACGGGUAGCUCGGGAUCCCGAACAGUUCAAAGGAAUUCGAAUAAUAGAAGGAGAUUUAUGAUGUCCUUAAGCAACAGAAGAAAAAGUACUCCUCAAAGGUCUCCACUUUCUUAA
Striga hermonthica is the source of this 732-nucleotide messenger RNA. The record is from the annotation of a GenBank genome assembly. NCBI's taxonomy places the organism in Eukaryota, Viridiplantae, Streptophyta, Magnoliopsida, Lamiales, Orobanchaceae.